This is a messenger RNA of Striga hermonthica, 1050 nucleotides long. The record is from the annotation of a GenBank genome assembly. NCBI's taxonomy places the organism in Eukaryota, Viridiplantae, Streptophyta, Magnoliopsida, Lamiales, Orobanchaceae.
AUGGCUUUCGUGCUUACGUCGCCAUCUGUCGCGUUUUUCCUAGUCGUCGUUGCGAACUUGCAACGGUCGUUUCUAGGCGCACCGCAAGUCCCGUGCUUCUUCAUUUUCGGAGACUCGUUAGUCGAUAAUGGCAAUAAUAAUCCACUACAGACAGAGGCGAGGGUGAAUUAUCGACCGUAUGGGGUUGAUUUCCCUGACGGGCCCACCGGAAGGUUCACCAACGGUCGUAACAUUGCAGAUUUUCUCGCUCAGUUACUCAGUUUCGACACAUACAUUCCGCCUUUCUCAACCGCACAAAACAACAACAAUAUCAGUCGAGGCGUCAAUUACGCGUCGGGAUCAGCAGGAAUUCGGGGCGAAACGGGUCAGCAGCUGGGCGAACGGAUCAGCUUGGACAGGCAGCUCGAAAAUCACAACAGCAUUAUCUCCCGAAUUUCUCAUUCGCUCGGCAACUCAACUUUAGCCGAAGAACAUCUGCGUAAAUGCUUAUAUUAUUUUGUGGUCGGUAGUAACGACUACAUAAACAACUACUAUGUGCCCGAAUAUUAUCCGACCAGCCGAAUCUAUACGCCCGAGGAAUAUGCUUCGGUCUUGAUCACACAAUACUCUCAACAGCUCAGAACAAUUUACAGAGAUGGGGCAAGAAAAGUAGCAGUUUCUGGGCUCGGCCUGUUGGGCUGCAUACCGCAGGAAACCGGGCGGGGCACAAAUGGGUCGGCCUGCGUGGGCCCCAUCAACGACGCGGUUCAGUUAUUCAACGUCAAGCUGGAAAAGCUCGUGAAAGAACUCAAUCGUAAUCUUACGGGUGCAGAAUUUGUCUUCGUGGGAGCCAUUGUUUUGGAGCCGCAAGAACUGAUUGGUUUAGGUGUGAGUUUGCUGAACAAACCGUGCUGCCAGGUGUCGAAUUCGACGGGGCUGUGUAUUGAAGGCCUGAGGCCAUGCCCUGUUAGGGCAUUACAUGCUUUCUAUGAUAAUUUCCAUCCAACUGAGGUUAUCAACCAGUUAGUGGCAACUGCUGUGUACAGUGAAAUUCUCAUAUUGAUUCAUUAA